This is a messenger RNA of Alligator sinensis (Chinese alligator), 1299 nucleotides long. Its product is annotated as transmembrane protein 198-like. Lineage: Eukaryota; Metazoa; Chordata; Crocodylia; Alligatoridae. The record is from RefSeq and is a predicted model, not a curated record. Gene Ontology annotation, cellular component: vesicle membrane; plasma membrane.
ACCACCCACAACGUGUGACGGGACAGGGUUGCCCCCCAGGCCCGCGGCGAAUGGCAGCAGGACGGGACGCCCCGGCCCCGGCAUGGAGCCCCCGCGCCUGCCCCUCACCCCCCAGGCCACCACCCCGGGGCCCGAGUCCCCCGGCCUGGAGCCCUGCGGCCUGGAGCCUGAGCGCGGCUAUGAUGCUGUCCCUGCUGCUGUCUGCGCCCUGGGCUGCGUCUUCGGGGUCGUCUACAGCUGCUUCGGCUACCGCUGCUUCAAGGCUGUGAUGUUCCUGAUGGGGCUGCUGGUGGGCGCAGCAGUGGUCCUGGCACUGUGCUCCCAGGAACGGGACGCACGGCUGAGCCUGGCAGCAAGUGCAGGGCUGGCGCUGGGCAUCGGGGUGCUGUGCGGGCUGGUCACACUACUGGUGCGCAGUGCUGGGCUCUUUCUCACCGGGCUGCUGCCAGGGCUGCUGCUGGGCGCCGCGGGGCUGGUGGCAGCCGAGCCCCUGGGCCAGCCCCGCAGUGCCUGGGUGCCCGGUGGCUGCCUGCUGGGCCCAGCCCUGUUGGGUGCGCUGCUGGCCCUGCGCUGGCCUAAGGCGCUGACCGUGCUAUCGACGGCUGCGGGCGGCGCUGCUGCCGUCGUGCUGGGCCUUGACUACGGGACCCAGCGCCUGGCCCUGGGGCUGCACAUCUACGACUGCCUGCGCCUAGCACUCUCCGCACCCCUGUGCUGGCCCAGCUGGGCCCUGCUGGGCGCUUGGCCCAUGCUUAGCCUGCUGGCGGCACUACUGCAGUGGAAGCUCACGGCCCGCGGCUUCUCCCACACCCAGGGGGUCAUCCCCCGGCGGCGCCGGCGGCGGCUGCUCCGGAUCCGACAGCAGGAGGCCAAGAAGCGGCCAAGCCCAGGGCCGCCAGAGGGCUCCUACCGCCGCAAGCCCCCUCCUGCCACACGCUUCCCUGGUGACGUCUUGGCCCCGAGCUACAUCCAGAGCCUGAGAGACCGGCAGCUGGGUGCCAGUGCCUCCCUGAGCAGCCUGAGCGCCGCAACCCCGGCCCUGCCUGAGCGGGACGACGACUGCGGCUCCACCACACCCCUGCAGCCUCUGGCUGCCCCCUGCACCCGCCCCUAGGGCCCUGCGCCCCCCAAGACCCCCAACGAGGGCCAAGCCAGGCUCCAGGUGCUGGGGUCCCGUGUGGCUCAGGCCAGACACCAGCGGGACCCAGACAGCAGCGGGGCCCUGGGGCAUGAGCUGCAUCCGGUGCCUAGAGACUCUGUACCCUGCGUGUGGGGGGACAUUAAACAGCAUGGACAGGG